Puntigrus tetrazona (Sumatra barb) is the source of this 6570-nucleotide messenger RNA. RefSeq names its product nuclear body protein SP140-like protein. Gene Ontology annotation, molecular function: protein binding; DNA-binding transcription factor activity, RNA polymerase II-specific; DNA binding. The record is from RefSeq and is a predicted model, not a curated record. Gene Ontology annotation, cellular component: nucleus. Lineage: Eukaryota; Metazoa; Chordata; Actinopteri; Cypriniformes; Cyprinidae. Bases 3843 to 6236 code for a protein of 797 amino acids. The transcript has 20 exons. Gene Ontology annotation, biological process: regulation of transcription by RNA polymerase II.
AAAAGAGUAUAAAAGGGGAAGGGGGAUGAAUAUUUAAUAGUCUGUCCCUGAGCUUGACGUCUAGCCUCUUGACACAUACAGUAUUAAUAAACAGGAUGGCAGGAUGCUCUGGUGUAUUCAUGAGUGAGACAGCAGGCUGUUGUCUCGAAGAUGCUGCAAAGUAUUGUAAUGUGUGACGCUUUGUCAAAAUGACGUAAAUAAUAUGCAAGAAAGCGGGUUUGUGGAACAGAUAAAUAUGGAAAUGGGUCAUAUUUAAGUGAAUCUUAACAAGACGCUUUGUUGCUUAUUUAUUUGCAUACGUGCGUAAUUGAAAGCUCUGGCAGUAUGUGCAAUGGAACAGCAUAAUGAUAUACUGAAUCAUGCCUGCUAUUCAAAAAAAAUAUUGGGCACACCAUGCAAUCAGUAACAUUUAACACAGAAGUAUGCAUCAACUCGAGGAUGAAAUUGAGUGUGGGAUACACAAUGUUUUGUUACGUGGGGGUGGGUUGAAAUUGCUGAUAGGCCUUUUAUAGGCCUGUUGUGAGUUCUGGUAAAUGCUGUUGUUAAAGCCAUUUUGCUUUGCAAUAUUUUAAUUAUCGGUAGAAUUCAUGGGAAAAACUACAUUACCCAUGAGGCCAAGCAGAAAAGUUGUGGGAAGCAAAUUGCGUGGAAAGAGCAGUGCUGCCAGCUGCUUUUAAGUAGCAGUUAAAACUGGUAGCUAAAUGCCACUAGAAGACCUCAUAAAGGCAAAUUCAUGUGUUUAUCGUGUGCGUAUUAUGCAUAUUUUGCAAUAAGCUUAAGAUGUAACUAACAACUUUAAAUUAAUGGUUUUAUGUUUCACCAUCAUUUUAAUUUGAUUGCCAUUCCUGCUUUAUAGCCAACCUCCUUUAUCAUAACGCAUAACGAAGAUUUUUGGAGGAAAAAUGAGUGCAAAACAUAUCUCCGUAACUUUCGUCUACAGCACCUUUGAAAGUCUAAAAGUCCUUUGCGCGCUGCUCUUUUAGACAAACAUAGCAGGUUGAUCCGAUGUUCUUUGCAUACUACAUACUGCAUAGUUUUCAGGCUGCAGCGGUACUUCAGUCAUUUCAAACAUAGCCGUUGGAAGUUGCACAUUUCGAUCCCGCCAUUUCAGGCAAGUUUGCAUACUAAUCCCAUCAAUCUAUGAUUUCUAGCGUAGCUUCGCUCCUCUCGUGCUUGCGGAGCGCGCUUAAUUAAUUAGUAACAUCUCUGUAAUUUAGUUUGUUUGCGCUUCAGGGUGUUGUGCAACCGGACUUCAGCUGUGGAAACGCAGAAGCCGCACGUUCAUGAUUUGACGCUGGGGAUGGGCCUCUUCGCGGACGGCGGCGAGCCUCUGAAUUAAUGAUGCGGUGGAUGGCGUCUGCUCGCUGUGGGGAUAGAGACAUGUCAAAUCCACUCCUGCCGGUUGGCCGCUGCUUUAAAAGGCUGAUUUCCCCCGGCCUCUUCUUUUACAAGCGCCGCGUGUUAUGUAAAGGAUCUUUGGAGAUCAGCAGAGGUCUGGCUUUAGGCUGGUGCUGGUCUGCGUAUGGCCUGAUCGUGUGCGUAUGUUUUCCCAAAUCCAGGAUUUCUGACGUCAAGUUGCGCGUGCUCAUGUUUCCUUAAAAGGGUGCCUGACGUCUCCGGUUCGAUUCUUGCGAUGCAUCGCCAGCUAAGCAGGAAUUAACGUUUGCAUUUAAAGAGACAGCUCACUUAAAUGGAUAGCUUGCCUAUUGAUGAAAAGUCUGUCACCGUUUAAUCACCCUCGAGCUUUUCCAAACCUGACUCGUUGAGCGCAAAAUAUGGUAUUUUUCGAAGCAAACUGCCAGGUUUUAUUAAAAGAAAACAUUCAACGAUAACAAAAUGUGUGCUUUGCUCUCAGGUGACAUUUUAUGUGAACAUGCAAAUGAGAGAUGCAAAGUAACUGUGCUAAUGUCUGAGAUAUUUUGCGAGAAACUGUUUCCAAGUAAACUUCAGAAGACUGGGAAUACAGAGCACAUGGGAAUUACUUACAUAAGGCACAGGACCGUGAGUAAUAAAUACACACAAAUACCAAAACAGAGAAAAUGCAGCACCUGCCAACAAUGCAGGCUUUUGUUACAAAACCCUUAUAUGUAAUUGCAGAAGGUGUUGUUUAACACAUCUAAUGACAUUUAUUAUUGAGCCCACAUACAUCUGUCAGGUCUGUCUUCGGAGACCGAUUGAUGUGAUCUGUUAAAUAAAAAAUCGUACAUUAACUGUACUGUUCUGGGUCAGCGAAGUGAUUAAAAAGCAGUGUAAAGAGAAGGAAGAAAGGAAGGAUGCGGAGGCGUUUUCAUGUUGACGUGUGGUAUUGUUUCCUGAGUGCAUAGUUCUUGAGGUAAUUUCUGAAAAUAUUUUUUAAAGCAUCGCACUCUUCUUCAGAGAAGUCACUCAAAAUGUCUUCUUUUGUGUUAGAAGAAGAAGAAGUCGCCGCAAAGGUUUGGAGAGCGAGUAAACUCAUCUUUUCAACACACAGUUCCGAGGGGGAUUGAAAGUGACUCAGAUGUGCUACUGCUCCCUGCUUCAUUUUUAAUAUUUUAUUUUGUCGUUCUCCAAAGCGGUAAUUUUAGGCUCCGUGAAGAGAGAUGGGCGAGGACGGCAUCCCGGGGAAUAUUGUCCAAUAAAACACUGGAGGGUUUGUAGCCUAUAGAAACUCCCAGAUGAAAUGCCAUUAAUUGAAAACAAAAAAAACUAAACUGAUAAUUUUUACAAGCUGCAUUUUGGUGACUGCAUGUUUUUCUGCUGGUAAUAUAUAUUAUAUGAUUACUACAUUAUAUGAUUUAAUGUAUUAAAUCAUACAACCCGAUAUUAUAAAAUACACAGAUAAUAAGUGUUAUUGAUUAAACUAAAUAGUAUCAAUAUAAGAGACAUCGGUAUAAUAGACUGAUGUUUACAAAAAUCUAAAUAGUUUCCUUUUUAAUUUUUUAAUUAUUAUUAUUUUUAUAUUACAUUUUUAUUAAAGACUUUUACACUUUAAUAAACAAACCUGCUGUGUGGAAAGUCAAGUUAUUUUUUUAUUUUAUUUUUUUAGAUCAUGUGCGCCCUCUGGUGGACAAAAUAACAACCGUAUGAAUGCAAACGCCACAAAAAACUUAAAACAAUGUAUAUUUACUGAAAGCUCACAUAGAGGUGUGAGUGCUAGGAUAAUCGUUACAUAUAAAGCCUAUUAGCAUAUAUAAAAAUGUAUAUUCCUCAAUUAAAGACAAAUUACAAAUUUGCUAUGGGCUGCUUUUGGUACUUGAUGCUUUUUUUUGUUGGCCAUUUUGCGUUUCAAGAAUAAGGUCCAAAGGGGUCAUACAGAAAAGUCAUGACUUGUCCACACCCACUGGCCAAACGCUCACACGAAGAAGGAAAGGCGUAGCUGUUAUUCUCAAAUAAGCACGGCUUUGCUCUCAGGUCUGAAGGGGUCGGUUAAAGAAACCAUUAACAAAAAACCUCUAUUGAUCAACGCACAUGGUUGAUUGCAUUAUAAUAAAACUUUUUCAGUCAGGAAGUCAUGCAUUUAUUACCUCUGUUCGCAUUUUUGUAACUAACAGAACUGGAACACGUGCAAUUACGAUGAACAUCUUGGUAAGAAACGGUGUGCCUAAGAUCUACCCUCGCCCUGCUGUCAUGCGUAGGUGUUUUGAAAGAAAGCAGCCAUACGGCUGGCAGAAAUCCCGCCCCGUAACUGGUUAACAUGAACGUUUUCUACACCACUUCCACUUUCUUCUCACGACAUUAAACAGGCUAAAAGAUAGAGGUGGGAAAUUUGAAGCAACUCUUUCUGUUUGACCUCUCCUCGAGUCACAUACCGUAAUACACGAUUUCUUCUAGACAGUUCGGCCGACGACAGAGUCAGCACCUAAAUGGACUUUCUAGAAUUUAAAACGAAUGAAGAGUUACUGCUUUUCCUCCACCGGAAAAAGACAGAGAUUUCGUGCGUAGAAGAACCGCGCAGACUUCUCACUCAGCUGCGAGACCACGAUCUGGUGCCGGAGAACCUUUACGAGAGUGUGAAAAAGAUGCGUUCUCGUAAGCAAAAGGAGAAGGGCUUCUAUGAUGUUCUGGACUGGGUGGAGAAAAACAGACCUCAGGACAUGCAUCGGUUCUGGCGCUGUGUGUUUGAAGAUCAUAUCCUGCAGCUGUAUCCAACACUACGCAUCCUCAGAAACAGUCUGCAGGACGACACUCUCUCUUUCUCAGCAUCUUCUGUGAAGAAAAGAGACGAGCAUAAGCUUUCUGUAACCUGUGGGAAUAAAAGAGGCACUCUCUAUCGGGACAAAAUGGCCAGAGGGGAAGAGUGUAUCUUGUCCCAGGGACGCUGGUUCACCCGAUGUGGGUUUGAGAAGUUUGGGGAGAGAGAAAGGUGGAAAAACUGGAAAAUCAGUAUUCGCCACAGAAACGAACCGCUUAAGAAACUCAUCAAAGAGGGGCGUCUUCAUUGUCCACUGAGGAAGCGUAAAAAGAAAACCUGUAUUAAAAAAAACAGGAAUGGGAGGUUUCCUGUCAGCUCAUCUGAGAGCUCCGGUGCAGAUACGAGCUCUGGUUCAAGGGAGGAAAGUGAUGAAGAUGAUGAUUUCCAGGAGCAGGGAGGGAGAAGAGGAGUAACAGAGUUAAGAGAGAGAGUUGAAGAAGAAGACAUGUCAGAUCUGUCUGUUUUUCAGGCUCCCUCUUUACCGGUCACCUGUGCUUCACUUACUGGGACUCUGUACAAAUACAGGUUUGCGUCAGGGUAUCGUGGGAAGUGUAUACGUACUGAGGAAAGAUGGUUCACUCCGGAGGAAUUUGUAAAGCAGGAGCCGACUCUCACUGAUGGACACUGGAAGAAAGACAUACUGUGCCAUGGAAAAACACUCAACUUUUUACUCCAGAAAAAGAUCCUGUGCAUCCGUUCCGAUCAAGAGCAAGACAUGAUGGCCCAGAACAAUGAUGAUGAGUGUUAUGUGUGUCACUCUGUGGGAGAUCUCGUGUGUUGUGACGAGUGUCCACGAGCUUUUCAUUCAGACUGUCACCUACCUGCUGUACCUGAAGACUCAUCUGGGGAAUGGAUUUGUACUUUUUGCAAGUUAAGAAACAGUCUACAACGGCUUGACCCCGCUCUGAACAUGUCUAAACUUGAAGCUUUGAAUUCCCCAGUGUCUCAAUACAUAUUGCACUGCCGCUACCUCCUGUUAUGUGUGUACAGACAGGACGUAGCCUUUUUAAAUCACCGGAUGUCUUUGGAUGGAAUAAAGCAAAAGUUGGAAAGUGGCGAGUAUCAGACAGUAGGAGCAUUCUUCUCUGACUUUAAGCCCAUUUUCAGAAACUGCAGGACGUUCGAUAGGGACAGUGAGUUUGGCCAAAUGGGUGCCAGGCUGAAGACAUUUUGUAGAGAAGAGUUACGGAGAAUCUUCAAAAUUGCAAAAGAGAUUACACCUGAAAUACUGAAGGAAGGUCGCAAAGACAAACACAAAAAAGUAUACAGGUUUGUGUGUCCAUAUGCUGGUCAGUUUCGCUGCAGUCUGACCAGCCUUAUGUUUGUGAUGGAGGGUGAAGGAGAGGUGCGUUAUAACACUGUCUCAUGGGAUCCUCAUCUGUUGGGUUUGGGGGAGAUGCAGCCUGCAGGACCCUUGUACAACAUUAAUUGUUUGAAUGGUUUAAUCUCAGGACUGCACCUUCCACACUGUGAAAAAUUCUCAGAGCAUGACAUGGAUUGUUUAUCGAUAGCCCAUUUCACUGGUGGUAAUGUACCAAUAAUAAUCAAUCCAGUUAAAGUGACUGAAGCUCUUGUGGUGACUGACAUCAAAGAUCUCUCCAUCUUUGGGCUCAUAAAAAAGACGAGCUCUCCUCCUUCCCCUGUCAUUGCCAAAGUACUUGUCUUCCUCCGCCCGGUAACUGUGAGAAGGAAAGAUCACAUGCUGGAUGUCCAUUUGCUCCCAUGGAAUGUUCCACUUUCAGAGGUCAUGAACCAGCACAUGAAGAAUAAAUAUAUUGAAACCAGUUCAAAGUGUUGUCUCGUCCCAGGAACACAAUACCAGUUGUGCUGUCAACCAAAGAUAUCUACAGUGCAUAGAGCGACGUUUAAGGUUAAAUUUGGUCCAGACUAUCAUCCCACAUUUAAAGUGCUUGUGAAUGUCGGGCAUAAGGAGGUCAAGCUAAGUCUUAUGGAUAACACUGAUGAAUGUGAAGUGUGGCUUCCACAACAAAUCCUUCUCACAGAAUCUGAAUUUGUGAACAAACACAGACAUCUCCACAUGGUCUAUGUUCAUGAUUACAGUUGAAAUUUACAGAGAACUUGAUCUAAUACCACUACGAAGGAAAUUGAAAGUCUUGUUGGAUGCUCUCGACUCUGAAGAAGCUUAUGCAGAAUUCUACAGAUUGCUGAAGGAGUAUGAACUGGAGUCAGAACCCAGUAAACCCCAGUAAUGCUCAGACAUUACUGCUGCUCCUUCACAUGUAUAUAAGACAGAUCCAGGUGCUUAUUUUCUGAAUUUGGUACGUAAUUUAGAUUUGAUUAUAUUUCUGUACAAUCUCGUCAUUAUACAUCCCUAUCAUUGUAUUCUUCUGCUUUGAUACAACCUGUGUUGUUAAAAGCCUACAUAAAUAAAAAAAUGA